Messenger RNA from Lampris incognitus (smalleye Pacific opah), 7495 nucleotides. RefSeq names its product DLC1 Rho GTPase activating protein (gene dlc1). Gene Ontology annotation, cellular component: focal adhesion; membrane raft. The transcript has 18 exons. Lineage: Eukaryota; Metazoa; Chordata; Actinopteri; Lampriformes; Lampridae. Bases 536 to 6139 code for a protein of 1867 amino acids. Gene Ontology annotation, biological process: regulation of Rho protein signal transduction; signal transduction; actin cytoskeleton organization. Gene Ontology annotation, molecular function: lipid binding; protein binding; GTPase activator activity. The record is from RefSeq and is a predicted model, not a curated record.
ACAGAUGAGUGUGGUGUGCCUGGUGAGUCUGGGAGCAGUGAGACGGGGGAAGGGGGCUCUUAGGAUGUGAUUCAGACUCUGUCAAAGCCAACAGGGCUGAUGAGGAGGGAACAGAACCGAGGAGAACAGGGGUGGAGUGGAGGAAAGAAAACCCGGCCCCUCUUACGCCACCCCAACUCCAGGCAUUCAGUGUCAGCAAAAAUCUUAAUGUGAUCAAGAUGGAAGCUUUGUAUGGACGCCUCACUGUUUCCCGGCUUACUGCCUGCCUUUGAGGGCAUCUCUCUGUCCAUUCUUCGGCAGUCGGGCUCACUGCAACUUAUGAGGAUUCAAAAACUGUCAAAAACACGCUAACUGAGAGUAAGGUUAGCGAUCAUGGAAAAUAAGUGUCAAGUCAACAAGAUGGGAGUGGACUCAUGAAUCCCAUAAGUGGAUGGAUUGCUUUGACAUGAAUGGAAAAAGGAAAAUCAGCAGAUCUGCUUCUCCAUUUGUGUCUGGUCUGAAACAGGACUCUAUGGAAUAGCACUGGGUAUCCAUCAUGCCAGUAGCUAUACGGAAACGAAGUUGGGAGGAGCAUGUUACCCAUCGGUCAGGAUUGCAGUAUAGCUAUGAUGACCUGGAUCUGGUCUGCUGCCAUGGUGUUGGUACUGAGGGGUCUUGGAUGGGCUCAGGGAGUUCAAAGCAAGGCCAACGGACAAGAUGUUUCUCUAUGCCAGAGUGCUGUCACCAACUACCCACAUAUGACCUGGCUCAGGCAUUGGAGUGGACAACUUCUGUAGAAUCAAAACAUUUGGAAAUAGUGGGAGGCAACGCAAAAGUGAUGCUGGAUUUUCAGGAGAAGUCAGUAGAUGGUUCACAAGUGGCUUUGGAUGACGAACACCUUCUAAGGUCAUCUCAAUCUGGACAUCUCCAAGACUCUGAAGACUCUCACUGUUGCUCAAAUGGUGGCACAUCUCAUGUAAAUAUAGCUUCUACAGAUUAUAGCAGCAGAAAUAUUGCCAAAACUAUUGACAGUAAAAGUAAGGAUGGUACAGAGAGUAGCAAGAAUAAUGACAUAUUUGAUGAUGAUAACGUUUUUACCAGUGUGCAUAUGUCUGGCAAAGAACAAUGCACCUCUAUCUAUCCAGACAAUGGGCCUCCACUGUCAGACUCCACUGGUAAACAGUCUGGCAAGUGUCCAAAGUCACAAGGAACAAUGGAGAGCCCUAGAGAUGGUCACAGUAGCUCUCUGGAGCCCUCCGAGGCCAUACCAACUCAACUAGAGCCUCACACAGUCCUUGCACAAAACGAAAUUUCCACCACAGGACAUGGUGAGACAAGCGGAACCUUACCUGCUGGUGCAGUGGACUGCUCCUUUAACUUGAUGAAGAACGAUGGUGUAAUGUCAAAGACUAACAAUGUGGUGGAGCUGACUGUUACCGUCAUGGUGGAAGAGGAACAUAACAAUGGAGAAAUUGAAUGUAGGAGGGCGGAUCCUGCUGAUGAGUUUGGAGAAUUAAAUGACACCAAAACACUAAAUGAAAAUAAGGAAUCAAACCUUGACUCACAGGACAUCAAGCAAGAUCAUCAGCGCAGUGUUGAGUUGCUGAAUCAGGGAGAUGAAGAAUCCAAACAGCCAGUAUUAGAUCAAAACAAUGCUGACAUGCCAGUGAUAAACCAGGUCCAAGGAGAGGAAAGGGCUCAUACAAGAAAUAACAAGAUGGCAUCAGAAAAAAGAACUUAUGAGGCAACGUCAUUGUCUGGCAUGUGGCUCGAAAGUCAAUGCUCUUCCCAGGAAAUUGAUAUUGGAAAUUCUGAACUGGACCAAAUACAAGAGUUUACAAACACUGUACAGUAUAAUGGCCAAAAUAUGGGACUGCAAACUUUUAUAAGUCAGCCCAUGGAAAAUAUUAAUGGAAGUAAAAUGUCCACAGACUUGAGUUCUUCUGAUGUUCUAACCACAAGUUGCCAGGGACUGCUAGAAAAUGGCUGUUCAAUAUUAGACACCAUUCAUGAGGUGAACCUCUCUGAGGCUGAUGAUGGCCUUCUACUGCAGACACAAAAUCACAGUACCUCGGAUUGUGCCCACACUUCAGUGCUUCAUGUCUACAGUGUUGCCCAUGAAAAUAAUUUCACUAAACAACAGAACCAAAAGAAGCCAUCGUGCGCUCCAGACGUCAAUGAUGAGCUCUCGCUAGAGAGACAUGAUGGCCACCAAGCCGCUUGUUACUCAGGUGAGUCAUCUGCCUCUCUUCUGGAAGAUGGUCAGAAGGAACACCAAAGACCAGGAGCCACAUCAUCUAAACUGGAACUGAAGGAGGAGGCAGCACAGACAUUUAUUUACAAUGAAACUCACGCCAAUCCAGAUUUAGAUGGGACAAGUGACCUUGGAGAUCAAAAUGAGAGCAUUACAGUGAAACUGCGUGUGAAAAAGCAUGAGAAUUCUCGUCUGGACUCCAUGGUUCUGCUGCUGAUGAAACUCGACCAGUUGGACCAGGAGAUUGAGAAUGCCCUCAGCGCUACUUCCUCCAUGGACAGCACCCCAACUCCGCACAGACGACAACUUUUGGACAUGGAUUUGGGAUCUAUACUGGGGGUCGAAGCCUCUCUAGAUACUUACCCUCCACAUCAACAUAAUGUUCCUGUUACUAUGAUCUCCAGCUCUGAACCUCCACCAGCGCUGGGAGCCAAACCUAAGAGUGGGACCAUUUCCACCAUUCCUGAGAAAGAAAAAUCAGAGAUAGAAGCCAAAGAGGCCUGCACCUGGCUACGGGCAGCAGGGUUCCCACAGUAUGCCCAGCUCUAUGAAGAUGCGCAAUUUCCAAUCGACAUCUCUUCAGUCACUAGAGAUCAUGACUUUUUGGACCGGGAUGCUAUCGAGGCUCUUUGCAGGCGACUCAACACCCUCAAUAAGUGUGCUCUAAUGAGACUUGAAAUAUCGCCACAAAGAAAAAGAAGUGAGGACUCAGAUGAGGAUGAACCUUGCGCCAUCAGUGGCCGUUGGACUUUCCAGAGGGACAGCAAACGUUGGUCCCGUAUGGAUGAGCUGGAGGUCUUUUCCUCCCUGCACACGGAGGCCUCCCAACCCUCCUUCCCUCAGCAGCAGGGCUCCCAAGCAGGCAAGCUCACCCUCUGCGAAGGCCACAGUUCAGAGAGUGUGCUGACUGAUGUCAGCGAACAGCCCGAAGUUGGUUCCAUCCACAGUAGUGGAAGUGGAGACAAAGGAGAGGAGAAGAGCCAAGGUGGUGCCUUGGUAAGCCACACUAUUCCGGCUGGAGCUACCCGGGCCAGUUCCAUGGCCAGCAUGUGUUCCUCAUCAGGCACAGGCGGGUCUGGAUGUGCCAAUGAGGAUUCUCUGUCUGAUGGGUUGCCUCCAUCUCCCCUGGAGACACUUGGACAGUUUACAUUUGACGUUAAAAUAGGAGUUGGGGGAGUCGGAGGAAGUUUGGAUAGAGGAGUUGGUGACGGCAAAAGCACACGUUCGCGAGCUAAGAGCUUCUUGAAGAGGAUGGAGAGUCUGCGAAUACGCAGCAGCUCGACCUCCAAGAGAAAGAAGAAGCUGAGCACCACUGGUGGGAAGCUGGAAAUCAGCGGUCCUGUGGUAAGAGAGGGUCUUGAUGAUGACAAAUUGCGCAGACUUAACUGUGUAGAUAUCUCCAACAUAAAUCUCAACCACCAUCAGAACCCAGGCCAGACAAUGACACUCAAUCGGAACCGCUCUGUGUCGUACUCAACACAGACCAGCAAUGGCAGCACUGGCAGUACUGGCAGCAGCCAAUCUGAAGCCAGCAGUGGUAGUGCGGUUAGCACACCCAGCCCAGUAACCCGUGCCCGCAGCCAUAGCACAGUGGCAGGAUCCAGUAAGAGGGGAGGGAUGUAUUUGGAAGGUUUUGAUCCAUUAAGCAUCAUCCAAAAUGCUACCAACCAACAGCUAACAUCCCAACCCAAGUCUGCCCCGCCCAUCCCUUGCCAGCAGAACCGCCGGAACAACUGCAGUAUUCAAGACAAUACCCGACAAGCAGAAGAAGAAGAUGAGGAGGAAGAGGAUAUGAUCUUAUUCUACUUACCUGAGGGUCACAAGCCUGGAACUUUUCCCAAGGCUCUGCAGGACGGAAACACACGCAACAAAAAUGGGAGUAAUCAUGGGAACUCAGUUAUCCUCAGGGGGCACCAAAAUAGACGACAUCGCCGUGGCUCUGCAGGCUCUGUAGACAGCCGCCUCAGUUUUUACGACAACGUGCCCUACACUGGAAGAGAAGAGGAGGAGGAAGAGGAUGAGGGGGGAGAUGAGCACAAACUGGAAGAGGUGCUGCAGCAUGUCAGUGGCCUGCAGCGUUUCGUUAAUGCCUGGUCAGAGGCUGUGGAUGGUGAAGAGGAAGAAGAUGAAGAGGAGGAAGGAGACUCUGAUUCAGCAUUGGACUCAGCCUCCCCAUGCCCAUCCUCUCCCCUGCAGAACCGACUAGAGGAGAAUGGCAGUGACCAGGACAGCACGGGAAACCCCCUGGGUGAGGGGGAGGAGGGCAUGAGGGAGAGAAGAGACUCAGGGGUGGGAGCAUCUCUAACACGCACCAACAGGCCUCAGAAGCUCCGUUGGCCCAGCUUCCAGAACUCCCAUCGGCCCAGCCUGGCCUCAGCCCAGCUCCAGAUUGGCUGCCAGUCAGUGCUACAGAUGAACCUACUGCAGAAGUUCUCCCUGCUGCAGCUUACUGCCCUUCUCGAGAGACACACCCCCACAAACAAACAUGGCUUCAGCUGGGCUGUGCCCAAGUUUAUGAAGCGAACCAAGGUGCGAGACUACAAAGACAGGAAUGUGUUUGGUGUGCCACUGCAAGUCAUCGUCCAGCGAACGGGCCAACCCCUCCCCCAGGGAAUACAGCAGGCCAUGCGCUACUUACGUAACCAGUGCCUAGACCAGGUGGGUCUAUUUAGGAAAUCGGGGGUUAAAUCACGCAUACAGGCUCUCCGCCAAAUGAACGAGGCUUGUGGUGCUGAUGGAGGAGGUAUUAACUACGAGGGCCAAUCAGCUUACGAUGUUGCCGACAUGCUAAAGCAGUACUUCAGAGACCUCCCAGAGCCCCUGCUCACAAGCAAACUUUCCGAGACCUUCAUCCAGAUAUACCAGUAUAUGCCCAAGGAGUUGCGUCUGCAGGCGGCGCGAGCGGCUGUGCUGCUGCUCCCCGAUGAGAACCGUGAGGCCCUGCAGAUGCUGCUGUGCCUGCUGAGUGAUGUCACAGCCUGCGUGUCUGAAAACCAAAUGACGCCUACCAACUUGGCUGUCUGCCUGGCCCCGUCCCUCUUUCACCUAAACACUCUGCGCCGCAAGGAAAGCUCCUCACCACGGGUGAUAAACAGGAAGCAGACCCUCGGAAAGCCAGACCAGAGGGACUUGAAUGAGAACCUGGCUGCCACACAUGGCCUGGCACAUAUGAUCCAGGAAUGCAGGAAACUCUUCCGGAUACCAGAGGAAAUGAGCCGCUGCAGGAAUUCAUAUGUGGAGCAGGCUCUGCUCCCACAACGUCUGGAAGAGCUUGGAGAAGAUGAGGCUGGCCCGGGAGGCUACAGGACAUACCUACGAGACAACCUGGAGGCCCUGUUCAAGGAGGCCAAGGACAAGUUUAAAGGUUACGACAGCUGUUCGACCCCUGAGCAUGCUGAGCUGGCCUAUAGGAAGAUGCAUGAUGGCUCUCCACUGCGGCUGUGGAAGGUGACUGUAGAAGUUCCUGCAAGUCCGGAGGAGGUUCUCACACGUGUUCUGCGGGAGCAGGCCCGCUGGGAUGAGGAUCUGCUGGAGAGCCGGGUGGUAGAGACCCUGGAUGAGAGGACUGAGGUCUACCAGUAUGUUAGAAACACCAUGGCCCCACAUCCUACCAGAGACCACCUGGUGCUUAGGACAUGGGUAUCCGAUCUACCGAAGGGAGCAUGUGCACUGGUAUGUACAUCUGUUGAUCAUGAAGGUGCGCCAGUGCUGGGCGUGCGGGCAAACGUCCUAACAUCACGUUACUUCAUUGAUCCUUGCGGAGCCAACAAGUCUCGCCUCACAUACAUCUCCAGGACUGAUUUCAGGGGUCGUUUUCCAGAAUGGUACAAUAAGCUCUAUGGACAUCUGUGUGCUGCUGAAGUGGUGCGGAUACGUGACUCCUUCACUGUGCCAACGGACAAGUAGAACAUAGUGCAUCUUUUGCAGCAAGGGUCCCAACAGCCUCUUUGACCUGUAGACUAAAUGACUUAACCCACUCUAUCAGUGGUACACGGGGACCUCAGCCAUUCUAUCUAUUAAACUACAGGACAAACUCUCAAUGCUAAAUUGAAGGACUUUUUAUUUUUAUUUUGUCAUAAUAAAGUGACGUUAUCUAUUCCAACCUUUCUGGGUAGAUGUCCCGAUUUACUCUGAAGUCUAGUAUUUGGAGGACUACAGUGUCCCAUAAAUGGUUAUCUGGGCCAAAGGAUAUGACAUGACUGAAGAAGUGAGGUUGGAACCCUAUCCAAAGGGUGCUAUUGCUUCUGAGAAGCAGGGAGAACCAGUUUAACUGUGUGUGUGUGUGUGUGUGUGUGUGUGUGUGUGUGUGUGUGUGUGUGUGUGUGUGUGUGUGUGUGUGUUUGUGGGGGGGGUGCGCACAUAUAGGCCUGCCCAUGUGAGUGUGAGCAUGCAUGUAUGCAUAUAUUCUAACCAAUAAAUGGUUGAUCAAUAUAUAAUAAUCUCAUUGGUUUCCACCUGCAAUAUAAUGUGUACAUACAGUAUUCUGCAACUUCACAAUAAUGUCUUGUGUGUGUGUGCGCGCGUGCGUGUGCGUGCGUGUGUGUGUGUGCUUGUCUUCUGGGUCAAAUUUCGUUUUGUUUGUCACAACAAAAUGUAGAUUGCAGGGGGAAUUGUAUAGAGACAAAAUAUGACCAGUUGAUUGAUUGAAUCCAGAGGUAAAGAAUGUGUUGGCAGUAUGCAGUAUGAGAUGCAGGUAGACAGGAUGCUGUGGGAUGGCUGACGGAUAGAUAUCACACAGGGUUGUAGUGGAGGCAGGAAAGGAAAAAAUGGUAUCGGUGGCUGGCUCACCUAUAAGAAACGUUGUCACGGUGAAACAAGGGGCCUCAUUCACUUAACGGUCAAACAGAGUGUUCUCUUCACUCCCUUAUAAAGAGUAUUUCCACUCAUGUUCACUGCCUAUUGUUUUCAUGCUUGGAUACUACUAAUUAAUUUUAAAAAAAAUGUAAAAACAAUUUGUGGUCAAAGUCAUUUAUCAUUCAUAAGGUGACCUCUCUUGAAUGCCUAUAUAUAUCAACACAGAUACAGAGGAAAAAAAGUUUUACUACAUUGCAGUACAGGCCUGUUUCGUGCGUCGCGCACUCAUCAGCUGCUAAUGUCACACGAAACAGUACAGGCCUGUUUUGUGCAAUGCACGAAACAGGCCUGUACUGCAGUGUAGUAAAACUUUUUUUUUCUUCCUGUAACUGUGUUGAUAUUCCGCUCCUCAUUAGUUGAGCACUUAUAACACCAUUGACGUUUUUUUCCGAGACCGUUUUUCCUGUA